CAUUCUGCUGUGCCAGGCGGGGUGGUGGCAAUGGGCAAUGGGGUGCCGUGGUGGUCUCGGCUGGUGUUUUCACUCCCCGCUGCUCCAUGCGGCGAACAAUUGGUGUUAAUCACCAAGAAGAUUGUAUGCUAGGAUAAAGUAACAACUACUCCCUGCCCCAGUAGCAGCGGCGGUUUUUCCUGGCGCUAUGGAAAUUCUGAUGACUCCCGAUUAUUACGUGAUCGUCGAUGGUGAAGAAACCCUGUGGUGCAGCCGCAUUGAUGGGAAGCUGGAAGCACGAAAACGAUCCCAACUGCAUCAACUGACAGAUCCUGUCUGCUUGGGCACAGUCUGUGGAAUAAUAGGAAAAUUCCAGCCGCAUCCAGACUCAGACCAGCGGCUGGUCCUUAUACGACAAACAAGUCUCAUAGGAUCCCUGCCUGGAAAUCACCAAGUCUUUAAGGUUAACAAGGUUGUUCUGGUGCCACUCUCAGUCCACGAAGCCCCAGAACUGGAGAUGGAGCCAUGCAGCAAGCACCCAUCAAGCUGGAGAAGGCCUGACCGAAGCCCUGCCUCAGAGUUACAGCAGCGAGCUUUCCAGAAAACAUGGCAAACCAUUAAAACUGCCACAGCUCAAGUCAAGCCACGCAAGACUGUGCAGAAUCGAGAGCGGGACAAAUAUGAGCGGAGGCUGCUGGAUGAACUCUUGAAGAUGUUCAAUGACACAGACUCAUUUUACUUCUCUCCGACUGGUGACCUGACCAACACAAUGCAACGCCAAGUGGAGCAGCCACAACACCCUGCAGAUAUGCCCCAUUGGAAAAGGCUGGAUGAUAGAUUUUUUUGGAACCGUGAAAUGCUUCAUGAUUUGACAGAAAUUGAGGGUGGUGACCACUGGAUUUUACCUGUUAUUCAAGGCUUUGUGCAAGUUGAGCACUGCCAGCUUGACCCCACUGACGACAACCAAACUGAAGCAGCACUUGGACAAGACAGUUCAGGGGCCUGGUUUGAUGUGCAAAGUGCUGCGCGACCAUUGGCCAAGGAAUUCACUAUGACCUUAGUGUCGCGACGAAGUCGUUACCGGGCAGGAACACGUUACAAGCGGCGAGGGGUGGAUGAAAUGGGCAAGUGCGCCAACUAUGUGGAGACUGAGCAAAUUUUUGAGCAUGCUGCCCAUGUGGUGUCAUUCGUGCAAGUGCGUGGCUCGGUGCCCGUCUUCUGGAGUCAACCUGGCUAUAAGUAUCGUCCACCUCCACGCCUUGACAGGGAUGAAGAAGAAACAAAACAAGCCUUUGAAAAACACUUCGCUGAGCAGAUAGCACUUUAUGGCAGCCAGGUUAUAAUCAGCCUUGUAGAACAAAGUGGAAAAGAAAAACUCCUUGCAGAUGCAUACCUGAAUCAUGUUCUUCACCUGGACUGCCCCGAACUGACUUACGUCAGCUUUGACUUUCAUGAAUAUUGCAGAGGUAUGCGUUUUGAGAAUGUUUCAGUUCUCAUCGACGGUAUCAAGGACUUGAUACGUGACAUGCGAUACUGCUGGUUGGACCAACAGGGACUUAUAUGUGGUCAGAGAGGUGUAUUUCGAGUGAACUGCAUUGACUGCUUGGAUAGAACAAAUAUUGUGCAAACAGCCAUUGCCAAGACUGCCAUGGACACUCAGUUUGUUCGACUGGGCUUGCUGCCACCUGAGGGAGUGCUGCCUACAGCUUGCCGGCGCAUUUUCCAAAUGUUAUGGGCCAACAAUGGGGACAUUAUCAGCCGCCAGUAUGCAGGCACAGUAGCUCUCAAGGGAGACUUCACAAGGACGGGUUCCAGACGCCUGGCAGGGAUGAUGAAAGAUGGCUACAACUCCGCCAACAGGUACUAUGUGAACCGGUUCAAGGACGCCUACCGACAGGCCACCAUUGACCUAAUGCUGGGCAAUCCAAUCACGGAGGACUUUAUGGCAGUCAGCCCAGAGCAGGAGGAUGAGCCUGUACUGGAAAUGCAGGAUCAGGAGCACCAAGAGCAUGUUAAGCAGUUGAUAGAGCACUGCAAGAAGAUGCUGAUUCCUGAGAGUGAGGUGGUGUUAGGAGGAUGGGCUCUUAUUGAUGCAGACCCUGUCACUGGUGAUCCUGGACAGGCCGACAUGGACUCCAUUCUGGUGCUGACCAAAGACUCAUAUUAUGUGGCUGAGUAUGAUGACCAAACAGACCGUAUUACCAAAUACCAAAGAGUGUUCCUAGAGGACCUUGAGAAAAUGGAACUAGGUCCUGAACCGUCUCUCUUCAAGUCAAGACACUAUUGUAUUCGUUUCCAUUAUCUGGUUAACGGACAGAGUGGCUAUUUUCACAUGUUUAGGUCAACAGGAACUCGCUUCUUCAAUAAUGUGGCUGUUCCCAUCAGUGGAGAAGAAGAAACCAUUGAGUCACUGAAGGCCAUCUGUGAGUCCUUCAAGGUGGCACUGAGUGUUAAGUCACUGAGUGUACCACUGUUUGAGGGUAAACUGGAGCGGCGCCGCAGCAAGCUGCCCUUCGUCCAGGGCGAGCGACCAGGGAGCCUGGGCUUGGCUCCUCUGGGGGUCAUGACACGCAACAUGUCUGAAGGUCAGCUGAUGGCCUUUGUGAGUGUGGGCUCACGCGCCCUCAGCAAUGUGACUUCACAGUUCGCCCGGCUUAACCCCAUGCGCAGUGUGCGUGGUCUGGCCAAACGCCCUGCUGCUGCACUAGGGGCACUCACCGAGGGCUCCUUUCAGGUGGACAGCUCGUCAGACUCGGAGGAAGACUCAGCACGCUGGCUGCGACAGCCACUGCCAGCCACCGAGCGUGCACUGAGCUCUGAUUACUCAAGCGAUUCGGAUGCGCCAGAGCCAGGACAUGAUGCACUGCUAGAGAGCUGUGGCAUUCUGGCCACAAGCCCUGGUUUGGCCAACUGCGAGCAAAGAUCACCUGCCCGUCAGGCUGUGGACAUUGAUGAUUUUGUACUAGAUGCCAUGCGCCGUGCUUCACUACGCCAACCCAAGAUCCAGUCAGCUGCUCUGGCACCACAAAUUCAGGUGAGCGGAGAGAGUCCCGUAGAAGCACCUACUGGAGGCCGCUUGCGCCAGCUGUCGAAAUCCUCAGAGGAGCUGGAAAGUCGGCCUGCCAGCACCUCACCGGGAAAUCUGUCAAGACUGUUUGUGCUCGAGGAAGGCCCUCGUGAGCCAGCAAAAAUGAAAAUGUCGCACAGUGAGAGUGCCAUUCAAGAUUUUUCGCUUCCUGGUCCGAGUCCAGUGUCCUCGCCUAUUGUCAUCAAAAAAGAUCUGGUGCUGUCGCCCUUGUCGCGCAUUGCUAAGGGUGUGCAGACCUUGGGCUUAAACCUACGGCCGGCGGCUAUUGUGGGACGUCGUGCGCAACUGCCCAUGGAGAGCGAAGCUCUGCAACAGCGCAAGCGAGCCUGCCGCUCACAAAUCAUAGAGCUCUGAUGCUACACAUUAGGCCAGCUACUACUCUCCAAGGGCAGUGUGCACCAGUGUGCAAGUACCAUUUCAGAGCUUGCAGUCACAAAAAUUCCAUUUCUGGUCAUGUGGCAGCCUGGUCAGCUUCUGAGAACUGUCACAGCUAGCACCCAUCAUGCACCCUUGAAAUCAAUGACUCUUCUUGCACCUGUAGGCUUAGCAACAGGGAUGGCCCAUUCAUGAAAACAUCAGAUAUCUUUUUAAAAAUGUCAAUUACGAAAUAUGCAGUAGUGGCUAUCCCGAGCCCUUUUUCUUAGCUCUGUCUAAAGCUCAAAUCAGUGUCCAGCCUAGUCUGUCACCAACCUGCAUAUUCCUACUUACAAACCAUUUCCCAGCCUAGGUGACAGCUGCUACUUCCUUGGGCCAGCCUUAGGCAUGUUGCACACAGUGGAAUGAAUCCAACAGUCAGUACAGCAUGCCUGACAGCUUUUACGGAGCACUUGCUGCAGUUGUGUACAUAAUUUGUUGCAGAAAGUUUGUAUAAUCAUGUACUCAAAUUUGUACCAUGCAUGUUUUCAUCAUAUGAGGAUGUGUGUUCAUGUACCGUACAGUUGGUGUGCCCUGUGCCUGUAGUUUCCUUUCCCACCUGCUAAUGCAGAAGUUUAUUUAGUUACCAGCGUUUGUUUGGAGACAUUUAUGGGUGCAUUUAUCACUGAACACAUUCCACGUCUUUGCCAUCUUAAGCCACAGUAAUUCUGGACCAAGCAAGCUGCAGCAACCGGGACUGCUGGCAAAAACGAAUACUCAGCCACAUAGGCAUCACCUCUGUCACAUAAUCAUGUUCUCAUCUAGCUUGGUAUAGGCCUUUCUUGCAAUAUCAAGCAGCAUGGCAAUUCCUCAAAUUU
Rhipicephalus sanguineus (brown dog tick) is the source of this 4299-nucleotide messenger RNA. RefSeq names its product phosphatidylinositide phosphatase SAC2 (gene sp3). The coding region runs from base 188 to 3421 and encodes 1077 amino acids. Gene Ontology annotation, cellular component: early endosome; clathrin-coated endocytic vesicle. NCBI's taxonomy places the organism in Eukaryota, Metazoa, Arthropoda, Arachnida, Ixodida, Ixodidae. Gene Ontology annotation, biological process: phosphatidylinositol dephosphorylation; regulation of endocytic recycling. Gene Ontology annotation, molecular function: phosphatidylinositol-4-phosphate phosphatase activity. The record is from RefSeq and is a predicted model, not a curated record. The transcript is spliced from 19 exons.